Molecule: messenger RNA, 2266 nt
Organism: Micropterus salmoides (largemouth bass)
Lineage: Eukaryota; Metazoa; Chordata; Actinopteri; Centrarchiformes; Centrarchidae
Gene: cplx2a
Product: complexin 2, like
Exons: 4
Coding region: 364-762 (132 amino acids)
Biological process (GO): neurotransmitter transport; regulation of neurotransmitter secretion; synaptic vesicle exocytosis
Cellular component (GO): SNARE complex; terminal bouton
Molecular function (GO): syntaxin binding
Source: RefSeq, a predicted model, not a curated record
UAAAUGGUGAAAAUGAAAUAGAACCUUCACUCGGGUGACAUUACAUUCAUGCGCUCCUUCCCUCCCCCCCUCUCCCUCUGCAUGUUCUCAUCUCGUCCUGCAGGAAUAGACUCUGUUCCUCCUGCAGCCUGACUCUGACACAAUCGGCAUGUCUGCAAACUGAGAGCCGCACAGAGAGCCGCAAUCCCUUCUUUGAGACGCUCAACUUGUGAUUGCUUUCUCGCCGCUGAAGGAGAAGGACGGUGGUUAAAAAUCUGCGACUAGGCUUUUUUCUGGAGGGAUACAGACUUGGAGGAGGAUCAAAACAAGGUCUGUCCCCGAUAACGUGACCACUGAAGGAAGAGAACACAGAACUGCUUCAUCAUGAAUUUUGUAAUGAAAGCUGCGAUGGGAGGAGGACCUCCUGAUGUGGGCAAGAUGCUGGGUGGGGAGGAGAAGGAGGAGGACCCUGAUGCAGCGAAGAAAGAGGAGGAGCGACAGGAGGCGCUGAGGCAGCAGGAGGAGGAGAGGAAGGCCAAAUAUGCCAAGAUGGAGGCUGAGAGGGAAAGCAUGAGACAAGGCAUCAGGGACAAGUAUGGAUUGAAAAAGCGCGAGGAGGCCGAGGCUGAGGCAGCAGCUGUGGAGGAGCCUGCAGCCGGCAGCUUGACUCGACCCAAGAAGGCCGUGCCGGCCGGCUGCGGCGACGAGGAGGAAGAAGAAAGCAUCAUGGACACAAUGAUGAAAUACCUGCCAGGCCCACUGCAAGACAUGCUGAAGAAGUAGGCUAGCUCGUUACCUAUUGCUAACGUUAUCUAGCUUAGUUCAUAGGCUACAUUUACAAGUUUGGCUUAAAUCAGGUCCCCCCAUCCACAUGACAGAUAUGGGCCUUGCUCAUAAUAAAAUUAAGUUUAAUCUGGUGUUUUAUGGCGGGGAAAUCAAUCCAGUGUAAACCAGUUUUGUGAAUUGUAGCCAUUAGACUAAGCUAGGUUUACCCAGUGGCCGGUUGACUGAUGUUAACGUUAGCUAUGUUACACUAAUGAAGCUAACAGCAAGCAGAGGGGCUAAAAACACAAUGUUAGAUGGUUUAUCCUUCUAGUCUGAGACAUUUUAAACUCCCUUUUCUCUCCUCUGCGAUGGCUGCUGAGCUCUUCUCGCAGCACUAAAAAAUAAUAUCCCUGUUCACUCAAUUUGUACAUAAAUAAAUGAAUACAUUACAGCCUCAAGGUGGCAAACAAUCAUACAAUAUUAUAUGAAAUUAUUAUACUUAUACUGUGUGUCUGUCUCUAAAAUAAAAAAAAGUGAUAACUUGAUAAGCCAUAUUUUAAAAAGGAAAUUUAAAGUCUACUGUGGUGUGCUCCUAAAGCUACUGUUUUGUGUUCGACCAUGUCUGAAAUUUAUGUAAAACUUUUGCACACAGUGUUACACAUUGUCUGUCAGACCUAUUGUCUGUCUCCCCUACACAAUCCCCCAAUGGCCAACAUCAAAGUGUGAUGACAUUCAUGUAGUGUAGUGUUUAAAAGAUGUUUCUAUUCCCCUGUUUAGUGCGUCCUUAUUAUGUCUUGCAUGCCAUUUGUCUGGAAAAGUUUGUUGUGUGAAUAUGUAUCAACUCCCCCCCCCCCCCAGCCCUUUUAUCCUCUUCUUUAUCAUGCAAAAAAUAUUAAGGCAAUAACUCCUAAGUUUGUGUGUUUUCACCAUGUCAAUAUAACCAUGAAUAAUAUCAGUAAUAAAAAAAUGAUAUAUGCAUUCAGGAAAUUUUAAUUUACAGGUUUGCAGGGUUUUUGUUUUUUUGUUGUAUCAUUGUUAUGAUGAAGAAUGACCGUGUAGCCGAUACCUUAAGCUUUCAGCCAUAAAACCAGAACUUACAGUAUAGCCUAUAUACUAUUACUUUCAGGAUCUACUACUAGCGAGAGAGUACUGAAUGAAUCUGUAUGAAUAAAUAAGACAUAUGUAUUCAUGAUUUUUAAGCUAUAAUAACUUGAAAGUGGACUACGUGUAUGGAUUUUGCACCAUGUGAAGAUUUGCGAGAAAGAGACCACCUUCCCUCAAUACACACACGCACACAGUGAAGUGAAUACUGCAGUUUGGCUACUGAUUUAGUUACAUACCAAAACCAGAAGUGUUAUAAAAGAUGACGCGAUGCUUGAUUCAGUUCUACUUAUUGUUGGUUUAGAUGGGAGAAUGAGCCGCUGAGGGCUGCGUGGUAUGUCAUGAGCAAUAAAGGAUUAUCAUGUAUGUUUCUGCCUGAGAUUCAAUAAAAACUUAAAACCUUGUUCACAGAUGUAAAAAA